UUUCCACGGUUCGAUUAAAAGCCGGGGAAAACCUCGAGGCUUUGCAUCGGUCGCUGGUGUCCAGCGUCUCCGUUCGCCGGCAGCGCAGAAGAGGACGACGCAGCGGCGGAGAAGAGGAGCACCGUGGCGCCAUCUCGCACCAUUCUCCUCUCAGAAAAUUUUUUCUCAGCGCAGCAUUCGACUGCCAGAUAAUUGAUAAGAGGAGGUUGCAAGGGCGCAAGAACAUGGCAGACUUGGAGAACUUGCUGCUGGAGGCAGCAGGAAGGACAACUGCAUCUGGAAGUAGGUCAAGGAUGCAGACUAAGAGAUCAUAUUCAGACGAACCUAGUUAUUCCAAGUCCUCAUCAGAGGAUGAAGAUUCAGAUGAUCCUGGUUUUGCUAGCAGAAAGCCUUCUGGGUCUCAAAUUCCACUUAAGAAGAGGUUUGACGCAGCUGAAAAGGACGACGAAAGGGGCAACAGGGAUGAGGAUCACAUUGAUGAUGAUGACAGUGGGCAUGACUCUGAUAGUGAUUCUGUGGGUAGUGACCUUUACAAAGAUGAUGAUGACAGGGAAAAAUUGUCAAAAAUGACAGAAUUAGAGCGGGAGAUGAUUCUAGCGGACAGGGCAGAGUCAAGAGAUGAUAUUUUGAAGAAAAAGAAAGCGGGAGCAUGGCAGGGCGACAAAAAAAAUCGGCCUACAAAGGAGGCUGCUCCACCACCAUCCCGUGGGCGUGCAUCAACGGCAAAACCUGGAAGAAGUGAAUACAAAGAUGCUUUGGUUGAAUUGGCAGCAAGGCGCAAGGCUCAGGAUGCUAGCAACCAGCGGAAAAAGAGGGACUUCACUAGUGGAAGCAGCCGAUAUUCUCCAAAGAGAAAAGCUAUGACAUCCAGUCCUAUCAGUGAUUCACCUCCAGGCAGAGGUAGGAGCAAAGGAGGCAGCAGCAUCUCCAGCGACAGUGAAGGCAGCAGUAAUGAAAGUGAGAAAGCAAGUGCUGAUGAUGACUCAAGUGGUGGCCACAAUUUGGUUGAAAGCGAUGAUGAUGGACACACCGACAAGGAGACUGCAACAUUCGAGGAUAUCAAAGGCAUAACAGUUCGCCGGUCCCGGCUUCUAAAAUGGUUUAUGGAGCCUUUUUUUGAGGAUGCAAUUGUUGGAUGCUUUGUUCGGGUUGGAAUUGGAAUGUCCAAGACUGGGCGCAGCAUAUAUAGGCUUUGCCUGGUCAGGAAUGUAGACGCCUCAGAUCCUGAUAGGCAGUACAAGUUUGAGAAUAAGACCACACACAAGUACCUCAAUUGUGUGUGGGGCAAUGAGAAUGCAGCAGCAAGGUGGCAGAUGGCUCGGGUCUCGGACUCACCCCCAUUGGACGAAGAGUUCUCGGAGUUGCUACGAGAAAUCGAGCGACAUGGUGGGCAUAUGCCAAGCAAGACUAAUGUGCUGGAGAAGCGUGAAGCCAUUCAGAAGCUCAGCAACUUUGUAUAUUCAGCUGCAACAGUCAAGCAGAUGUUGCAAGAAAAGAAAUCUGCUUCUAUCAGGCCAUUGAACAUAGCAGCUGAGAAAGAUAGGCUGAGGAAGGAGAUGGAUAUAGCACAGAGCAAGGGUGACCAUGAUGAAGUGGAAAGAAUCAGAGGGAGGUUGCAGGAGUUAGAGGCUAUGUCUAGGCAAGUGAAGGAUAAAGACUCCAAGGCCAUGAAGCUGGCAGAGAUGAACAGGAAGAACAGGGUGGAGAAUUUCAAGAAUGCAUCUGAGCUCAAGCCAGUGAAUACUAGCCUGAAAGCAGGUGAGGCUGGGUAUGAUCCCUUUUCUCGAAGGUGGACACGAUCACGAAACUACUAUGUAUCAAAACCAGCAGAAGAAGAUGAUCUGAAAGUACCGACUGCUGUAUCUGGUCAUGACCGAGACAAGGCUGGAGAGGUAGCAACUGCAGCUGCUCUUGAAGCAGCAGCGGGUGCUGGAAAGCUUGUCGACACAAAUGCACCUGUGGAUGCAGGGACCGAGUUACAUAUGCUCCAUGACUUUGACCUGCCAAUCUCUCUUUCUGGGUUGCAGAAAUUCAAUGGACCCCAGGGUGCAUUUUUGGCAUUCAUGGCAAAGAAACAGCGGUUAGAGGCUACAAUUGGUGUCAAAAUCCCAGAGAACGAUGGAAGAAGGCAUACCUUGACUUUGACUGUUAGUGAUUACAAGCGCCGAAGAGGCUUGCUUUGAAUGAACGUUGUAUGUUAUUGGUUGUCCAUCCAAAAAACUGCCAUUUUGGUCUCUGGCUCUUUCAAGGCUUCGCACAUUGUUUUCGUUUAGAAGAUCGUGGGUCAAGAUAGAAGUUACUUGGUACUGUAGUAAUUAUCAACUCAACAAAAGUUAAGUUUCACUUGGGCGUGGUAGCAAUCAGCUGAGCUGGGUAAAUCUUCGUUAAUCUUUCUUCCUUGCUAUUUCGUAGCAUGUGACACCUAAUCUAGAAGUGAUUGAGAGGAUUUUUUUUUUUCCUGUAUAUGUUGGUUGUAAUCUCUGAGUGACGUUUAUCUCAUACCAUUUUUCUGUUUUUC
Nymphaea colorata (pocket water lily) is the source of this 2518-nucleotide messenger RNA. Its product is annotated as protein RTF1 homolog. The record is from RefSeq and is a predicted model, not a curated record. Gene Ontology annotation, molecular function: RNA polymerase II C-terminal domain phosphoserine binding; DNA binding. Lineage: Eukaryota; Viridiplantae; Streptophyta; Magnoliopsida; Nymphaeales; Nymphaeaceae. The transcript has 2 exons. The coding region runs from base 225 to 2183 and encodes 652 amino acids. Gene Ontology annotation, cellular component: Cdc73/Paf1 complex.